Planococcus citri (citrus mealybug) is the source of this 6614-nucleotide messenger RNA. Its product is annotated as fatty acid synthase-like. The coding region runs from base 199 to 6423 and encodes 2074 amino acids. Lineage: Eukaryota; Metazoa; Arthropoda; Insecta; Hemiptera; Pseudococcidae. Gene Ontology annotation, biological process: fatty acid biosynthetic process. Gene Ontology annotation, molecular function: oxidoreductase activity; fatty acid synthase activity; 3-oxoacyl-[acyl-carrier-protein] synthase activity. The record is from RefSeq and is a predicted model, not a curated record. The transcript is spliced from 33 exons.
CUACAGUAUACAAAGUUGACUUGAACUGAAAACGAAUCAGAGCGGUUUAAGGUGGUAGAAAAAAAUAUUACGAAAAGCUGACGUGUUUUGCAAAUUUUUUCGCAAUACGCGAAGUGUUUGUAUAAAGGUGAACGAUCCACCGGUAUUCAGACCAAGACGACGGGACGCUGCUAUUAUUGGAAUUUCCAAAUAUAGAAAAUGAACGAAACGAAUAAUAAUUCAUCAAUAGAUAAUCCUGACGACGUAGUUAUUUCUGGGAUUUCGGGCACAUUUCCAAAAAGUGAAAAUGUCGAAGAAUUCAAGGAAAAUUUACUAGCAGGAAAUGAUAUGAUUGGUCCAGUUACGAGAUUCGAUUCAAAAAAUUUGAUGGCCGGCGCAAUAGACAAUUUCAAUCGAUUCGACUACUCUUUUUUUCGACUCACGAGCAGUCAAGCUCAAAGCAUGACUUAUUCUUCAAGAAUGCUACUUGAGAAAAGUUUCGAAGCUAUUUUGGAUUCAGGCUACAAUCCUCGAGAAAUAAAGGGUAAAAAUAUCGCGGUUAUUGUUGCCGUAUGGGAUUUACAUAACGAAGGAGACCCAGCAAUGCUGAGAAAUCCGGAUACUUUUAACGAACUGUUCGGCAGAUUGGAAUUUAUGCUGAGCAACAGGAUUUCAAGUGCUUUGGAUAUUCAUGGGCCCAGUUAUAUCGUCAACACAGCUUGCUCAUCAUCUUUAUACGCUAUUGACGGCGCUAUUAGAGCCAUUCAAAGAGGACAAUGCGAAGGAGCGAUCGUAUGCGCAUCAAAUUUCUGUUUAAAAUUGGAGAAAAAUUCUGUAAUAAAUCCAUACCUCAGUGCUUCGGGGAAAAGCUCGCCUUUUGAUGUCAACGCCGAUGGUUACGUCAGAGCUGACGCAGUGGCUGCAAUUUUUCUACAAAAAAGAAAAUGCGCUCGAAGAGUAUACGCAAAUGCUAUUCAUACAUCCAUCAACAGUGAAGGAUUCAAAGAAGAGGGAGUUAGGUCUCCCUCGUCCAAACAGCAAAUAAAGUUGUACGAACAAUGUUACAAAGAAAUUAACAUGGAUCCGAAAAAAAUAUCAUACAUUGAAGCUCAUGGUACCGGUACACAGGCAGGAGAUAUAGCGGAAGGAAUCUCAAUCGAAGAGUUUUUCUACACAGCAAGUAACCGUGAAACUCCUCUGAAAAUAGGAUCAGUGAAAUCAAACAUGGGUCAUACUGAAGCAGCAGCAGGUAUAUGUGGUUUAAUCAAAAUGAUCAUCGCUUUUGAAUCAGGAAUCAUUCCAGCAAAUUUACGAUAUAACACACCGAAUCCAAAAAUUAAAGGCUUAAUCAACGGGCAUCUCGAGGUCAUUUCAAAACCAACCCCUUUGGAAGGUGAAUAUUUCGCAAUGAAUUCUUAUGGAAUUGGCGGAUCCAAUGGUCAUAUGAUCCUGUCUCCUCACAAAAAAAUUAAAAAUAAGAACCACCUGAUAAAUGAGGAAAUAUCGUUCUUAGUCACUGCGUCUGGUAGGACUGAGGAAGCUGUGGAUUGUAUUUUAAAUAAUGCAGAGAAAAAUAAAAACGACCCAGAAUACAUUCGAUUAUUACAUGAAAUUUUCAAAUACCAAAUCGGUGGUCAUCUAUACAGAGGCUAUACCCUUAUAAAAAAAAAUAAACCUCCAAAGACUUCCAAAAAGUUUUUUGCAGGCGAAAAUCGACCAAUAUGGUUCGUUUUUGCUGGUAUCGGAUCGCAAUGGACCGGAAUGGGGAAAUCAUUGAUGAACAUUCCAAUUUUGGCCGAAUCUAUUCGAAAAAGUCACCAAUUUUUGAAAUCAAAAGGAUUGGACUUGAUAAAAAUUAUCACAGAUGACGAUCCAAAAACACUCGAUAACAUUUUAAAUUCAUUUGUGGGAAUAGCAGCCAUUCAGAUUGCUUCGAUAGAUUUGUUAAAGAAGCUGAAUUUACAACCAGAUGGAAUUGUUGGUCAUUCUCUCGGAGAACUGGGAUGUGCGUAUGUUGAUGGAUGCUUUACAUCUGAACAAAUGCUUUCAGCAGCGUAUUAUCGUGGUUUAGUUUUAUUAGAGACUUCUUUCACACAUGGUACAAUGGUGGCUGUAGGUCAAGGUCAUAAUGCCAUGAAAGAUAUUAUUCCUCCCGAGAUUGAUAUUGCAUGUCACAAUGGUCCUACCAACUGCACCUUGUCAGGUCCUACAGAAAUCGUGCGGAAGUUCAUCGAAGAUUUAAAUGAAAAAAAUAUAUUCAAUCGAGUAGUACAAACUUCGAACAUAGCGUACCACAGUCGUUACAUAAGCUCGUCAAAAUCAAAGUUGAUAUCCUACAUGAAACAAGUGAUUACAGAACCGAAACUUCGGUCUAAGAAAUGGAUAUGUACAUCUGCUCCUGAACAGAACUGGGACAGAGAAGAGGUUAGAUUUUCUUCAGCUGAGUAUUAUGCCAAUAACUUGCUGAAUCCAGUUUAUUUUGAAGAAAGUCAACGUUACAUUCCUGCCAACGCCGUAACCAUUGAAAUAGCACCUCAUGGCCUUCUAAAUGCGAUUUUAAAACACUCAUUACCAACCACUGUAGAUAAUAUACCACUAAUGACGAGGAAUAAUGAGAAUAACGCCGAAUACCUGUUGAAUGCCCUUGGAAGAAUAUACGAAGCGGGCUGUGAGAUGGAACUUAGCUAUUUAUAUCCACCGAUCGAAUUCCCAGUUAGCAAAUCAACUCCAAUGAUAUCUCCGUCGAUAAAAUGGAAUCACGAUCAAGCAGACCAGAUCGAUGAGAUCAAUACAGGUUUUCUUCAAAGUAGUGAAAGAACUUUCGUGAUUUACCCAAAGAGUAAAGAACACGAGUACAUCCAAGGCCACAUUAUUGAUGGUAGAAAUCUGUAUCCUGGCUUCGGAUACUUGUGGUUAGUUAUCGAAACUAUCGCAUCAUUGAGACAAAAACAGAUUUCCGAACUUUCGAUUGUUUUUGAAAAUGUUUGUUUUGAAAGAGCGACGAUAAUUCCCGAAAAAGGCGGUUUAUUUUUCCGUAUUUUGAUUCAUGACCUCAAGAAUCACUUCGAAAUAAAAUGCAACGCAAUUGUGGUAGUGACUGGACAAGUAAGAAUGGUCGAAAAUAUUCGAGAGGAAGUAUUCGAAGUUGAACCAUUUAAAGACGAAAUAUCCAAUUCCCAUAUUUUACCUUUGAGCAAUGACGAUUUCUAUAAAGAGCUCAGAUUAAGAGGGUUUCAUUAUAAAGGAUUAUUCAAAAGCGUUCAAUACGCCAACUGCACUGGUACCUAUGGAGAAAUAUCUUGGAGCGACAAUUUUGUAACUUAUAUGGACGGAAUGGCACAAUUUACUCUGCUAUGCAUGGAUAGUCGCAAUCCUAUGGUUCCUACUUUCAUAAACAAACUUGUCAUCGAUUUCAAAAAACAUUACGAAAUUCUGGAGUCACUGGAUGAGAAAAAUCGAAAAUUUCCCGUCAAUUUCCAUUCAAAUUAUGGUCUAUUAUGUACCGGAGGAAUCCAAAUGAGUGGCUGGAAAACCAACGAAAUUAAUCGUCAAAAGAUUCUAACUGAUACAGUGUUGGAAAAAUGCCAAUUUGUGCCUUACAUAAUCGAGCAAAAAAUGAAUUUAGAUUCGAUAAUCAGAAUUUGUGUCGAAAUGGCUUUGAAAAACACACAAAUAAUGAAAGCGACAACUUACCAAAUACUUGAUGAAAAUUGUGAUCCCGAGAGUGCUCUCAUUUCUGCCGCAGUUGUGCAUGCUUUGAACGAUGUACACUCAAUUGAGGCAAACGUCAAUGUUCUAAUCAAUUCGGAAAAAUUGAGAGAGAUGGAAGAUUUAAAGGAUAUCACCAUAUCAAAUGAAGAGUUACCGAAAAACAAAACCGCCUUAAUAAUUAUCUUGGAAAAUAUUCAAAAUAAAACAGAGCUCAUGGAAUCAAUUUCCGAAGCAUUAAGAGACGACGGUUUCAUCAUCACCAAGGAACCAAUCAAUGAAAGCGUGUCAUUUGAAAAUUUAGGAUUCAGUGUGUGCUUCAAUCGAAUCGUAAAUUAUUCUGAAAAAAUUAUCUUACUCAAAAAAAUCACGAAAUAUAAAACAAUAAAUAAAACAAUCCGAUUAAGAAAUGAUUCCUAUUCCUGGAUAUCUGAGAUCCAAAACGCUCUAUCAACUCUUGAAGUGCAGAAAAACGAAAAACUGAUUGUGUACGCCGAAAAAGAGCCAACAAACGGAAUAUUGGGGUUCUUCAGUUGCCUAAGCAAAGAAGAAAAAGGAACCAAUGUCAGGUGUUUUUUCAUAAUGGAUAGCGAUACGCCUGCUUUUUCACUCGAUGAUCCAUUCUACAAAGUUCAACUGGAUAAGGAUCUACGUUACAAUGUUUACAAAGAUGGGAAAUGGGGAAGUUAUUAUCAUUUGAAGUUGGAUUUAGAAGACCGUGUCGAAUGUAGUCAUGCAUUUAGCGUGUUGGAAGAGCAUGGUAAUCUUUCAUCAUUCAAAUGGAUUGAAGGCCCAUUGGAUCCUCUGACGUACGAAAAUAAUUUGAAUGGGAAAUCUCUCGUUCACGUUUAUUACAGUGGUCUCAAUCUCAAAGACGUUUGGUUAUCAUUGAAAAGAAUUCCUUCGGUGAAUUCAUCCUUACAAAAUCGUUUGAACUUGGAUUACCUAGGAAGUGAAUUUUCUGGUAAAGAUGCAAACGGAGCUCGUUUAAUGGGAAUAGUACCUGGUAAAGGGAUCGCAACACUGGUAGAAGCAAUGCCACAUCUCACCUGGAGAGUACCAUAUAAUAUGACAUUGGAAGAAGCAGCCAGUAUACCGAUUGUUUAUGCAACAGUUAUUUUUGCCUUCUUUUUCAAAAUGAAUUUGAAAAAAGGAUACUCCAUCCUCAUACAUUCUGGGAGUGAUGCAAUUGGCCAAGCAGCACUUAAUAUAUGCCUACAUUACAAAUGUAAUAUUUUUACAACAGUUGACACUCCACAGAAAAAAGAAUUCAUCAAGAGAACAUUUCCUCAAAUUCCAGAGAGCCACAUUGGUAACUCGAGGGACACGUCAUUUGUGAAAAUAAUCAUAGAUCAGACCAAGGGUAGAGGUGUUGAUGUGGUUUUGAAUAGUUUACCACAAGAUAAGCUUCGAGCAUCAUUACGUUGUGUUGCUAAAGGUGGACACUUUUUAGAAAUGGGAACAUUUGAGACGAGCAAAAAUAAUACAUCAGAAAUAGGAGAUUCUUUGAAUGACAUCACGUACCACAGUGUGCAAUUAAACGUUUCAUUAUUCGAUGCUAAAAACGAAACAAUUAUUGGUAUUCGUGAUAAAUUACAAGAAAUGCUUGAUCAAGGGAUCGUCAAACCCAUCAACCGAACGGUUUUUCAAGCCGACGAAAUGGAAUCAGCAUUCAGGUACAUGACCUCCGGAAACCAAAUUGGCAAAUUGGCUAUAAAAAUUCGCGAUGAAGAAAAAUGUGCCAAUGCUAAGCCAACUAUUUUACGUUUGAAAGCAAAACCACGAGUUAGAUGCGAAGAAAAUAAAUCCUACGUUAUUCUAGGAGGAUUAGGCGGAUUGGGAAUGGAGUUGGUUGACUGGUUGGUAACACAGGGUGCUCGAAAUAUCGUACUAAGCUCUCAAACAGGAGUAAAAAAUGGCUACCAAUCGUACAGAAUAAAUUUAUGGAGAUCCUACGGAGCCAACGUGCAAAUAUCUACAGUAGACAUUUCUAAAGAGCUCGCUGUGAAGAAUUUACUCGAAUUGGCCAGCCAAUUAGGGCCAAUAGCUGGAAUAUUUAACCUUACAGCGACAUGGAAGGACGAUCCUUUCUUGAAACAAACCGAAAACACUUUCAAAAUCGUCGCUGAUCCAAAAGCAAUCGCUACUAUUCAUUUGGACAAAUUGAGCAGGAAAAUGUGCCCAAAUUUGGAAUACUUCGUCGUAUUUUCUAGCAUAGUUUGCGGUCAGGGGCAUAUGAAUCAGACCAACUACGGUUUCGCUAAUUCUAUCGCUGAAAAAAUUUGCGAAGCUAGAAAUGCUGAUAAUUUACCAGCUCUAGCAAUACAGUGGGGAGCUAUAGGAGAAGUGGGCAAGGUUUCCAAAAUGCUUGGAAAUGACUUAUCCAUCGAUUUUGGAGGAAUAAUGCAACAAAACGUCAUAUCCUGCAUAGAAACAUUGAACGUAUUCAUGAAACAGCGAAAUCCAAUCGUAUGCAGCAAGAUUACAGCUGACAAACGUAGAAUUGAUGCUGACAUUAUAACAACAGUGGUCAACAUAUUAGGUAUCAAAGAUCUCAAAACAAUGAGUAAUACGUGGACUUUAGCAGAGCUAGGAAUGGAUUCGAUUACCAGAAUGGAACUGAAGAUGAUUCUAGAAGCAGAAUUCAAUAUUUUUCUCACUUCAGAAGAAUUGUUGACGACUACCUUCGCAAAGUUACAUCAGUUAAAAGAGAAAACAGAUCGAAAAUCAAAAUAAUUAUCACACGGAUAUCAGAAAAAAUAUCAUCAAAGAAUAAAAUAAAAUGAAAUUUUUUAAAAGAAAGUUUCUACAGAUUGCUUGGUUGUGAUUUGUUGAAUUAUUCUUUUCGACCCAAAUUGAUGUAUAAUUACGAAAUAAACCUAAGUAUGUAUGAUUGAGAAUUCGAGAAAUAAAGUUUAGAACCUAUA